GCGCAACUUUCAGUCGUCGGUCGGUCGCGUUUGCGGUUUGAAGCUAGUCGUUAGACAUUAGUCGCGGGGGCGCAAAAACAAAUUCUAUCUUCAUCCCCAUCAUCACAUUCGUAGUGUAACUGUGCAAGUGCAGAAUUAAUUAAACCACAAACGUCCCGCUUCAUUAACAAUCAAAAUGUUUCGACCACAAAGUGCCAUGACUCGUCAAGAAAACGAAUUGAUUAACAAGAGUCAACGCGAGCUGCAGGCGAAAGGUGCAAGCGCGGAUCCGGUGACACGGCUGCGAUUGGUUUGCAUGACACGCGGAGCGACUGGAAUUCUCGGUUUGGGCCGCAUGUUUCGUCGGCUUGACGACGACGGCAACAAACAAUUGAAUCGUGAAGAAUUCAUAACUGGCCUGCGCGAAGCUGGCCUCGAGAUCACCGACGAGGAAGCGGAGAAUAUGUUCGUUCAGUUUGAUAUGGACGGUAGCGGCGGCAUCAACAUGGAAGAAUUUCUAGUUAAUAUUCGUCCGCCAUUGGCAGACUGCAGAAAACGUGUAAUUGAGGAAGCUUUCAUCAAGCUAGACAAAACUGGUGAUGGUUUGAUCACAAUAGACGAUUUAAAGAACGUCUACAACGUAAAAAAUCAUCCGAAGUACAUCAGUGGAGAAGAAACUGAGGAAACAAUUAUGAAGCGCUUGAACAAUUUUGAACAAGACGCUACCCAGGAUGGCACUGUGACCAAGGAAGAGUUCUACAACUACUACAGUGUCAUCAGCGCGUCAAUCGAUAACGACGGCUACUUCGAUCUGAUGAUGCGCCAAUCCUAUAAACUUUAAACGUCGAGCACCGCAUUCACAACAAAUGUUUAAAAUGUAACUGUGUCAGCCAUGCGCAACCAGUCGAACAACGGGCCAAACAAACGAACCAAAGCAAACAACAUAACCUAACAUUCAAACUAACCCAUUCUAUAAAUAUAAAUAUGGCAAAGCAACUUUAAUUUGUUUCGAAUUUGUUAAAUAUUAUGAAACGCGUUGCUUGUUUUCGAUUUUUAAUACGCAUAUAUCCCGAGUUGUUGAACAAAGUUGUUAAAAAAAAAGAAGAGAAAUAUUCGUAACCAGAAUUACUGUGAAAUUUAAACAAUUAAAGUAGCACUUUGCAUUUUAACACUAUUAUAACACUAUUAUAUUAUAAUACUGUCUUGUUUGAAAAUAUAUGAAAGUUUGUUGUUUAAUAAUAAAGAAAACAUUGUAAA
Messenger RNA from Dalotia coriaria, 1236 nucleotides. RefSeq names its product calcyphosin-like protein. Gene Ontology annotation, molecular function: calcium ion binding. The record is from RefSeq and is a predicted model, not a curated record. NCBI's taxonomy places the organism in Eukaryota, Metazoa, Arthropoda, Insecta, Coleoptera, Staphylinidae.